Molecule: messenger RNA, 2433 nt
Organism: Lodderomyces margitis
Lineage: Eukaryota; Fungi; Ascomycota; Pichiomycetes; Serinales; Debaryomycetaceae
Exons: 2
Coding region: 1-2433 (810 amino acids)
Molecular function (GO): RNA binding
Source: RefSeq, a predicted model, not a curated record
AUGAGUUUGCAGGAUUUUCUCCAGGACGAAAAUGUCGACAUGGCAUCGAUCUCCGUCCCAAUUGAGAAUCUGUAUGGUUAUGAUGAUGGGUAUUCUAGAGGUGGUGGGUACCACGAACACAGCACAUUGGGACCUCCAUAUAUUGUCAAAUUAGUCAAUUUGCCUGUCACAGCCAACGACGCAUUUGUUCAAGAUUUAUUUCAGAGUAGAUUUACCCCUUUCGUCAAAUUUAAGAUCUUAACAGAUCCAUCAUCAAACAUCUUGGAAACCCACGUUAUUAAACAAGUUGCAUUUGUUGAGUUGGAAUCAGCACAAGAUGCAGCAAAGGUGCUCAAGUGGCACGACUUAUAUUACAAGGGCAACAGACGAGUUAUUGUCGAGGUGGCCGAUUUUAAUGACUUUCAUUAUUGUAUUCAGUUUAACCAAGAGCAUCAUGAGGAAAUACAACAUAUCCAGCAUGACUUUAUUGCUCAAAAGCAACAGCAAAAACAACCCAGACAUAUGGCUCUACUCGAUGAAUUGGACCUGGAAAGGGGUGGGUUUAACCAAGGCCGUGGAUUCCGUCAACAACAGCCACCACCACACUCACGUCCAUUACAGAAUCAUCAUCAGCCAUACGCACUGUCAUUUCAUGGUGGUUCAGGUGCUGGUGCUGGUGGGUUCACUCCAAAGUCACCCGAAAAACAUCACGUACCAAUGCAUAACAGGCAACCGUCAUUUGAUACCCAAUUUCCUGCUCACAAGCCUUUUCAUGGUCUAGCAAGCGGAAAUGCACCGCCACUCCACCAACAAGAAUCAGGACAAUCUGUACCCACCCAACCUUCCAAACCUAAAGCCAAUCCAUUUGGAGGUGCUAAACCAGUGGAUACAGUUGCGCGUCAGCAAGAGAUUGAGAAGAAGUUGAUAAAUCUAAAUCAAACUACAGUGCAAACACUUGGUGAUGAUCCAAAUGUUGAUGUUAACGAUGUUAUUAAAAAGUUUCAUGAAACAGCAUCACCACACCAGAAAAGGAGUGAGCUUUCGCAUGGACGUAGACAGUCAAAUACAGAGAGGAGAUCACUGGUUUCUAUAUUAAGGAGAGGCUCACAGGAUCAACAACAACAACAACAACAACAGCAGCAGCAGCAGCAUCAGCAGACUAUUCCAGUCCAUCCCCAACCUCAACAAGCAGCUUCAAACUUGACAACUGCUUCACAACCACUGGAAAACCUCGGUUGGGCAAAUAACACGGGUAAAUCAUUAGCACAGUUAUUAAGCGAACGUUCAGAUUUUGUGGCUAGUUCACCUACUGGUGGAAAAAAUACACCGCCAACCCCAACAGUAAAACCACCUGUAAUACUUAAAAAGAAGACAUUAUCAUCACCUCCCGCUGUUAAGCUUGAUCUCACAGUAAAGGAAUUCGCUGUCGAAGCAGAGCUGCCAGCGGCUAUUUUAAACGAUGGCAAAGCAAAAGCAUCAACAUAUGCACCUUCUUAUAAAUCACACCCACAGCAAGGGCGUCCACCAAAUGAAUCAAAUAAAAAAGGGCAACAGGGAUUUUCAAAGGAAGUCAAUCACAAGAGCCCCUCUUAUCAAAGGCCAAUACGGCAAAAACGUGACUCCUCAGAUCCCGACAGGCCAAACUUUAAGAAGCUUUUUGAAGAUUUAUCGUUAGGAGAGCCAGAUUCGGUACAACAAAAUUUGUAUCAGAGGCAAUCAGGAUGGCACAGUGCUCCAAGGGGUAGAGGCAGAGGAAGGGGUGCAUAUGGAGGUAUACGAAGAGGCAGCCGCAAUGACAAAUAUUACGAAAACGAUCGUACCGAAGUUGAAACAAGAGAGCCAUUGGUACACUCACUUGAGGAUGAGAUUAGUUUCAAUACUUCAAUUGAUGGUGUUUCUGAAUCAACCCAAACUACUGAGAGUGACAUUCCUAGGAAGUUCAGGAAACAGCCGCUGUCGCAACCACAACACAAACAAGCUUAUCUGGCUUCCACACCAUCUAUUUCACCAGGAGUGGCUGAUGAAGCUACAAUUGGUGGCAAGACUAGAGCAGUAUCUGCUAAUGCAACUACUAAAUCGACAAACAUAAAUACAGCAGCUACUCCGUGUGCAACUACUGGUGCUUCCACCACACCACCCAAAUCCACAAAUGAGCCUGCAACAGCAUAUCCGAUUGCAACGGAUGAAGCAACAACAACAACUGAAGCAGAAGCAGAGCAGAAGCAUGUGCCUUUAGCAGAUCACUCCACAUCCCAUGGAGAAUACGAUCCACUGUUGUCAUCUUCAACUAGAGGUAGGGGUGGACAUGGUAGAGGAAGAGGAAGAGGCAGAGGCAGGGGAAGAGGUCGUGGAAGAGGAGGCAGGGGUGGCGCAUCUGGUGGCUUCAAUGCUUCUGACCGUACAUAUAUAACAACCCCCAAGCCAUCGGCUGUUGGUUCUACAUCUGAGGCGUGA